AUGAACAACUUUCUUUGUUUUGGCAAGAAAUUGCAACAUCUUUGUAGUUGUUCAUUUCUCAAACUAGCCUGUCUUAGCAAAUCCAUGGGUUUUCUACUUGUAUGUUAUUAUCGGUUCGUCCUCCGUAGGGCAAAGCCAUUUUGGAUCGAGCUAGUCUAUUUUGUCACCCUCUCCUUUCUUGGUUUUGGGGUUCUCAAGGCUUUGAAGUCAAGAACAGAUCCUUCUUUUCGGCCUAGGAAUUUAGAUUUGUUUUUCACCUCUGUCUCUGCCUCAACUGUUUCUAGCAUGUCUACUGUUGAAAUGGAGGUUUUCUCCAAUGCUCAGCUCAUCAUUUUAACCAUUUUGAUGUUCAUAGGUGGGGAGGUCUUUACCUCCAUGGUUGGACUUCAGCUGUGGAAGUUCAAGCUCAUGCUACUAACAAAAGAAAAAGUUGCUUCAGCCAGCAGUGAUAUUAAUCCUUCAUCAACACCCACAAAUAAUAUUGUUUCUUAUCAUGUUGAAUUGGGCUCAUUGGCAUCCAAGCCUGAAUUCCAAGACUUAAAUUUGGGUGUGGUGGUUUAUGAUCAGGACCAAAUUGAUAAACAAUUAGAUGGUGAAUCUUUGAAGUUUAAUUCAAUCAAGUUUUUGGGUUGUGUGGUUGUAGGUUAUCUUUUAGUGAUUCAUGGUCUUGGGGUGCUAAUGGUUUCACUUUAUCUAGCAGUUAUUUCAAGUGCAAGAAAUGUACUAAAAAACAAGGGGCUAAACAUGCACACAUUCUCUUUCUUCACCACAGUUUCAACCUUCUCAAGCUGUGGCUUUGUUCCAACCAAUGAAAACAUGAUGGUCUUCAGCAAAAACUCAGGCCUCCUCCUCAUUCUCAUUCCUCAAGUCCUUUUGGGCAACACAUUGCUUCCCUCAUGCUUGAGAUUUUCGAUUCGGGUUUUGGGGAAAAUUUUCAAAAAGAAAGAACACUUAUGUAAUUACCUUUUGAAGAACACAAGGAAACUUGGGUUCCUCCACUUGCUUCCAAGUCUCCAUUCUUCACUUUUGGUUGUCACAGUUUUCGGGUUCAUCAUGGUACAGUUGGUAGCAUUUUUGUCCUUGGAGUGGAGUUCAGACAGCUUAAGUGGCCUGAAUUCUUACCAGAAAAUCAUUGGCGCUUUGUUUCAAAGUGUGAAUUCAAGACAUACCGGUGAAACUAUUGUCGACCUCUCGAUCAUUUCUCCGGCCAUCUUGGUAUUAUUCGUCUUGAUGAUGUACCUUCCUCCUUACACUUCGUUCCUUCCCAUAAAAGAUGAUGAUCAAAAUCCUCUACAACCUCAUGAAAGGAGGAAAACGAGAAGGGGAAAGGUUGUGGAGAAUCUCAUAUUCUCACAGCUCUCGUAUCUGGCCAUCUUUAUCAUCCUAGUAUGCAUAACUGAGAGGAAACAGAUGAAGGAAGAUCCCCUCAAUUUCAAUGUGUUGAAUAUCGUGAUUGAAGUCAUCAGCGCUUAUGGAAAUGUAGGGUUUACUACUGGCUAUAGUUGUAAACGACAGAUCCAUCCUAAUGGCGAUUGCCAGGAUAAAUGGUAUGGAUUUUCAGGAAGAUGGAGCGAUCAGGGUAAAUUAGUUCUCAUAGCAGUUAUGUUUUUCGGAAGACUUAAAAAAUUCAAUAUGGAUGGAGGUAGAGCAUGGAAGCUUCUGUAA
This is a messenger RNA of Prunus mume (Japanese apricot), 1665 nucleotides long. Its product is annotated as cation transporter HKT1;3-like. Gene Ontology annotation, molecular function: monoatomic cation transmembrane transporter activity. The record is from RefSeq and is a predicted model, not a curated record. Gene Ontology annotation, cellular component: plasma membrane. Lineage: Eukaryota; Viridiplantae; Streptophyta; Magnoliopsida; Rosales; Rosaceae. Gene Ontology annotation, biological process: transmembrane transport; monoatomic cation transport.